This is a messenger RNA of Nannospalax galili (Upper Galilee mountains blind mole rat), 2044 nucleotides long. It is a transcript of the gene Nfkbia, whose product is annotated as NFKB inhibitor alpha. Bases 596 to 1540 code for a protein of 314 amino acids. NCBI's taxonomy places the organism in Eukaryota, Metazoa, Chordata, Mammalia, Rodentia, Spalacidae. Gene Ontology annotation, molecular function: protein binding. The record is from RefSeq and is a predicted model, not a curated record. The transcript has 6 exons.
GGCCCGGGACCUUCCUCGCAGAAAUUUAGGAGAAGCGAGCCCCUGAACCCAGCCAGCAUUUCCACUCUUGGGUUUUCAAAAGAUCAAAAACCGGAAAGGACCGCAGGUUGGCAAAUCACAAAGAGGAACCGCCCAGCAGGUCUGCGUCCUUGGGAUCUCAGCAGCCGAGGACCCCAAAUCAAAUCGACGGUGGGAAACCCCAGGGAAGCGGGUUCUUGCGGAGGGCUGGGGUUACAGAGGCAGGCUGCAGGGAAGUACCUAGAGGGAGGGGGCCCGGUCGGGAGGACUUUCCAGCCCAGGGCUCAUCAAAAAGUUCCCUGUACAUGACCCCAGUGGCUCAUCGCAGGGAGUUUCUCCGAUGAACCCCGGCCCUGGGUUUAGGGUUCUCAGCCGAGGACCAGCCAGUUCUUUUUCUAGUCUGACUGGCUUGGAAAUUCCCCGCGCCUGGCCCCGCCCCUGAGAAAUCCCCUGCCAGCGUUUAUAGAGCGCCGCGGCGGCGCUGCCGAGCCCACAACAGUCGCAGCCCGCCGCCAGUCGCCAGCAGCAGCGCGCAGCCCGCCGCCGAGCGCCCCCGACCGCUGCCGCUCUCAGCGCCAUGUUUCAGCCAGCCGAGCACGGCCAGGAGUGGGCCAUGGAGGGCCUGCGGGAUGGCCUGAAAAAGGAGCGGUUGGUGGAUGACCGCCACGACAGCGGCCUGGACUCCAUGAAGGACGACGAGUACGAGCAGAUGGUGAAGGAACUGCGUGAGAUCCGCCUGGAGCCGCAGGAGGCGCCGCUGGGCGCCGAGCCCUGGAAGCAGCAGCUCACCGAGGACGGAGACUCGUUCCUGCACUUGGCCAUCAUUCAUGAAGAGAAGGCCCUGACCAUGGAAGUGAUUCGUCAGGUGAAGGGAGACCUGGCCUUCCUCAACUUCCAGAACAAUCUGCAGCAGACUCCACUCCACUUGGCUGUGAUCACCAACCAACCAGCAAUUGCUGAGGCACUUCUGGAAGCUGGCUGUGAUCCUGAGCUCCGAGACUUUCGAGGAAAUACCCCUCUGCACCUUGCCUGUGAGCAGGGCUGCUUGGCCAGUGUAGGAGUCCUGACACAGACCUGCACGCCCCAGCAUCUUCACUCCAUCCUGCAGGCCACCAACUACAAUGGCCACACGUGUCUGCACUUAGCUUCUAUCCAUGGCUACCUGGGCAUCGUGGAGCUUUUGGUGUCCUUGGGUGCAGAUGUCAAUGCUCAGGAGCCCUGUAAUGGCCGGACAGCCCUCCAUCUUGCAGUGGACCUGCAGAAUCCUGACCUAGUGUCACUCUUGUUGAAGUGUGGGGCUGAUGUCAACAGAGUUACCUAUCAAGGCUACUCCCCCUACCAGCUUACCUGGGGCCGCCCAAGCACCCGGAUACAGCAGCAGCUGGGUCAGCUGACUAUGGAGAAUCUUCAGAUGCUCCCCGAGAGUGAUGAUGAGGAGAGCUAUGACACAGAGUCUGAGUUCACGGAGGAUGAGCUGCCCUAUGAUGACUGUGUGUUUGGAGGCCAGCGUCUGACUUUAUAAGUGGAAGGUGUCAAAAAGAACAUGGACUUGUAUAUUUGUACAAAACAAAAGAGUUUAUUUUUCUAAAAAAAGAAAAAAAAAAGGAAGAAAAACAUGAAAGGGUUUACUUACACACUGCACGCUGCCUGGCCCCAAACAUUUUACUGUGGUGGUUCAACCCUCAUUUUGUUUUUGUGAAAUUUGGGGAAACAAAGAUCAUUAGAAUUUGAAGAAAACCUCUUUUUAAAACUUCAUCUUUAUGGCAGUUUUGAAAAUGGUUAUUCAGAAUCUGAUGGAAGGACCACAUUUUAUUUAUUGUGCUCUUGGUUGAGCCACCGUAGAUAGAGUAGCUGACCCCAAUGGUGUCCUCAUAUAAGAACCAGGUGUUUGGUGGUGUGUGCUUAAAAGUCACUACCUAUCAAGGUUUGUGUUACCCUCUUGUAAAUGUUAUAUAUAGUGUAUUUUGUUGGUAAUUAUUUUGGUACUUCCAAGAUGUAUAUUUAUUAAACAGAUUUUUACAGAGUU